UUAUAAUUUGCAGUGUUGCGCUUGAUCGAGAUGUGUCAAAGUGCCUGUGGUAGCGUGUCCUAUGCUCUAGCUUAUGGUCCUGUUGGACCCGCCUUGCCGGCGAUGAACUACAACAACUGCUGUUGUGGUCCCAGUCCGCCGUGUGGUCCUUGGACCUGUCCGCCCAACAGAUGCCGUUGCUGCGGUGAAUGCGGCUGCUUCGGACCCUUUUACUAGAACUAUCCCGUAGGAGCUGUCAUAUAUUGUAUGAUAGACUAAACUAAAUUGAUAUCUUUCUGUAUGCUUGCGUGGGAAGUCGGCGAAGUGUUUUUUCUAGGUUUUGUAAUCAAAUAAAUUGUUUGUUUAUGUAAGAAA
This is a messenger RNA of Drosophila sulfurigaster albostrigata, 354 nucleotides long. RefSeq names its product male-specific sperm protein Mst84Dc. Lineage: Eukaryota; Metazoa; Arthropoda; Insecta; Diptera; Drosophilidae. The record is from RefSeq and is a predicted model, not a curated record. The transcript has a single exon. Bases 31 to 216 code for a protein of 61 amino acids.